UACGAGGGUGAGUACAACGCAGGUCUGGCCGAGGGCCGCGGCGUCAUGAGAUACGCUGACGGCGACUCCUACGAGGGCGAGUGGAAGGCGGGCCUGAAAAAUGGGCAAGGCGUUUACCGGUCCGCCAACGGGGACGUCUUCGAUGGCGAGUGGAAGGCGGAUAUGAUGGAGGGGCAAGGCAUUUUCCGGUUUGCCAACGGCGACGUUGACUCGAACUCCUACCAUCAGAAUGAAAUCGCGGGGGAGCGGGAGGGGCGCGGCGUCAUGCGGUACGCCGAUGGCGGCGUUUACGACGGCGAGUGGAAGGCGGGUAAGCAGGACGGGCGCGGCGUCUUCCGAUACGCCCACUUCGACGUCUACGAGGGCGAGUGGAAGUCGAGCUUGAAGGAGGGUCGCGGCAUUUACCGGCUUGCCAACGGCGAUGUCUACGACGGCGAGUGGAAGGCGGGCAAGCAGGAGGGGCGCGGCGUCUACCGGUACGCAAACGACCGCGUGGAGUCGGGCUCCUACAAGCAGGGCGCUGACGUCGGCGAGGGU
Messenger RNA from Emiliania huxleyi CCMP1516, 537 nucleotides. RefSeq lists its product as hypothetical. The annotation marks the transcript as partial. The transcript is spliced from 2 exons. Lineage: Eukaryota; Haptophyta; Isochrysidales; Noelaerhabdaceae. The record is from RefSeq and is a predicted model, not a curated record.